UUUUAGUUCACCUGAGCUCAGUUUGAAAAAAGGUCUUCCUCAGGUUUCCCCAUACUCAAGUGCCGGCGAACCCUAAGACUUUGAUACCUCUUCUCUUCUCUCUCUCUUCAAAGAUGUCUCUCUCUUCCCUCUCUCUCGACUCCAAUCCAAGAUUCGCUGCUGGUGGUCCUUAUUACCGCCGUUAUCCUCCGCUUCGCCACCCUCGAAGCUUCGUCUCUUGCUCUGCUAAACGUCCAGCUGUCUCGGCUUCACUGAGCGUUGCCGCUGAUUCAGCAGCCACAGAGUCUCUCGGACGGAUUGGAUCACUGAGUCAAGUAUCGGGUGUACUCGGUUGCCAGUGGGGAGAUGAGGGUAAAGGCAAACUCGUUGACAUCUUAGCCCAACACUUUGACAUCGUUGCUCGUUGUCAGGGUGGAGCAAAUGCUGGACACACUAUAUACAAUUCAGAGGGGAAGAAAUUUGCACUUCACCUUGUGCCUUCAGGUAUCCUGAAUGAGGAUACUACUUGUGUGAUUGGAAACGGAGUUGUGGUGCAUUUGCCUGGUCUCUUCAAAGAGAUUGAUGGUCUCGAGUCCAAUGGCGUCUCAUGUAAAGGAAGGAUUUUGGUCUCUGACCGCGCUCAUUUGUUAUUCGAUUUCCAUCAAGAGGUUGAUGGGCUCAGGGAGUCUGAGCUUGCAAAAUCGUUCAUUGGCACCACGAAGAGGGGAAUUGGUCCUGCCUACUCUAGUAAAGUGAUAAGGAAUGGUAUUAGAGUAGGUGAUCUCAGGCACAUGGAUACUUUACCUCAGAAGCUUGACCUUUUACUAUCAGAUGCUGCGGCAAGGUUUCAAGGGUUCAAAUAUACUCCAGACAUGCUUCGGGAAGAAGUUGAAGCAUACAAGAGAUAUGCUGACAGAUUGGAGCCCUACAUUACUGACACUGUCCAUUUCAUGAAUGACUCGAUUUCUCAGAAGAAAAAGAUUUUGGUCGAAGGUGGUCAAGCUACAAUGUUGGACAUUGACUUUGGGACUUAUCCUUUUGUUACUUCCUCCAGCCCCUCUGCCGGUGGGAUCUGCACAGGUCUUGGUAUUGCACCAAGAGUUGUUGGUGAUCUAAUUGGAGUGGUAAAAGCAUACACUACAAGAGUUGGUUCAGGCCCAUUCCCAACAGAAAAUUUGGGCCCAGGUGGUGACCUUCUUAGGUUGGCUGGACAGGAGUUUGGCACUACAACUGGGCGUCCUCGUCGGUGUGGCUGGCUUGACAUUGUUGCGCUGAAAUUUUCUUGCCAAAUCAAUGGAUUUGCAUCACUUAAUCUCACUAAGCUUGAUGUACUUUCGGAUCUGAACGAAAUCCAGCUGGGUGUGGCUUAUAAGAGGAGUGAUGGCACUCCUGUUGAAUCAUUUCCUGGUGAUCUUCGUCUUCUCGAAGAACUGCAAGUGGAGUAUGAAGUCUUACCGGGAUGGAAGUGUGACAUUUCCUCGGUCAGAAAUUACUCUGAUCUUCCGAAGGCUGCACAGCAGUAUGUUGAGAGGAUUGAAGAACUUGUGGGUGUGCCCAUUCAUUACAUUGGUAUUGGGCCCGGUCGUGAUGCCAUUAUAUACAAAUGAUUUUUAGUGUUAGUUUUUCUUUUCUUUUUUUUUUGCUCUCCUCCACAAGCCCAAAAAUUGAUCAAGUGUCAAGUUACUGAGAAUUGUUACUCUCUUUGGAAUGACUAGUGUAUCUGUUGCAUUGUUUGUUAUAUUGGAAUGAAGAGGAAUUCUGUGCUUAGGCAGUGAGGUUGUUAUGUUCAUAAAGUUUACGCUUUCGUGUUU
This is a messenger RNA of Arabidopsis lyrata subsp. lyrata, 1790 nucleotides long. Its product is annotated as adenylosuccinate synthetase, chloroplastic. Gene Ontology annotation, molecular function: GTP binding; adenylosuccinate synthase activity. Gene Ontology annotation, cellular component: cytoplasm. The record is from RefSeq and is a predicted model, not a curated record. Gene Ontology annotation, biological process: IMP metabolic process; 'de novo' AMP biosynthetic process. The transcript is spliced from 4 exons. Lineage: Eukaryota; Viridiplantae; Streptophyta; Magnoliopsida; Brassicales; Brassicaceae. The coding region runs from base 114 to 1586 and encodes 490 amino acids.